UGAACGACAACGGCCGAGCUAAAUGGUGCUUCGACACGGCAGCUAACGUUUGGGAUUUACAUUUCCAUUGGGAAGAAAUAUCCAUUUAUCUUUUUGUGGAGCCAGGCAGUAACACCAUGGCUCUUUACGAAUAUGUCACUCAGGAGCAGCUUGCGGGCUUCGACAAAUACAAGUAUAGUGCAGUGGACUCGAACCCCCUCUCCGUCUAUAUCAUGCAUCCUUUCUGGAACUUUGUAGUGAAGUAUUUACCAACAUGGCUGGCUCCAAACCUCAUCACAUUUACAGGCUUUAUGUUUCUUGUGUUGAAUUUCCUCAUGUUGGCCUUCUACGACUAUGACUUCACUGCCUCUGCUGCAGGACAUGAACACGUGCCUAGCUGGGUCUGGGUUGCUGCAGGGAUCUUCAACUUCUUGGCCUACACACUCGAUGGUGUUGAUGGUAAACAGGCUCGUCGCACAAACUCCUCCACGCCACUGGGAGAGCUGUUCGACCACGGCCUGGACAGCUGGGCCUGCAUCUUCUUUGUGGCCACCGUCUACUCCAUUUUUGGGCGAGGGGAAAGUGGUGUGGGUGUGGCCACACUGUAUUACAUCCUGUGGGUGGUGCUGUUCUCCUUCAUUCUAUCUCACUGGGAGAAAUACAACACCGGCAUCUUGUUCCUGCCCUGGGGUUAUGACAUCAGCCAAGUGACCAUCUCCCUCGUCUACUUGGUCACUGCUGUGGUUGGUGUGGAAACAUGGUACCAGCCCAUCCUGUGGCAUUUCCUGUAUAGAGACCUCUUCACCUUCAUGAUCAUUGCCUGUUCCUUCACUGUGACAUUACCCAUGAGCCUCUACAAUGUCCUUAAGGCUCAUCGCAGUAACACUCUGAAGCACAGCAGUCUGUAUGAAGCCUUCCUGCCCUUCUUCUCUCCCGUCCUCCUCUUCAUCCUUUCCACCACGUGGGUGGUCUUUUCUCGCACCAACAUCCUGGAGCUGCAGCCCAGGAUCUACUACCUCAUGGUGGGGACAGCCUUUGCUAACGUCACGUGUAAGCUGAUUGUGUGUCAGAUGAGUAACACACGUUGCCAAGCAUUCAGCUGGUUGUUGCUGCCGAUGGCGGCUGUAGUGUUGCUAGCAGUGACAGGAGUGGUCGGAAAUGAGACGCUGCUGCUGUAUGUGUGGACGGCGGCUGUCAUACUAGCACACAUACACUAUGGCGUAUCAGUGGUUCAGCAGCUCAGCAGCCACUUCAACAUCCUUGCCUUCUCCCUGAAGAAGCCCAACAGUGACUGACAGGAGGAGGAACGAAUCGGCUUGAAAGGAGCAGAGGUUUAGACUCCUCCUCUCCCUCUGCUCGUCGACACUUCACUCUCAUCACCACGGAAACCGCAUCCCCUCUCCUCCAUCCCCGAAGACGCUGAAUGGACUGUCCCCAAAUACGCACACAGACACUCACAAACACUCAUUCUUAACCAACAAACCAGCUGGUCUCGGCGAUGGGGCGGGCCCAGGGGCGCUGGCUUCCGUCAUUGGUGAUUGGCUGACUUGGUUGAGCCAAUGAGGUGCAAUUGUUUCCUACGGAAAUGUGCUUCAGUCGUGAGGACAGGAGCCAUGAUGACACAUACUCACACAUAUGAAAAUAUGACUCUGCUUUGGUGCAGAUCAGUGAUAUCCUGUGGCUUUUCUUUCACACAACAAACACACCUGCACUCACAUAGUAUUAUGAAUGUAUAAUCUGCCUUGGGGAAACGCCAUUUGAUUUUUAUUCUAUUAACAGGAAUGCCUCCAGUAGUGUUGUUUUGAACUUGACCAAACCUUUAAAUUGUGGCUUGUCAUGAGUUAGCCACAUUUUAUCAUCCGAUGAUUUCAGGUAGAAAUCUCAGUGAUGUUUGUUCAUAGUUAAAUAUAUAUAUGUGUGUUUAGGGGCUUGGGGCAUUUUACUUUCAAACUUAGUAAAAACAUUGUAUAAAUUUCCCUCUUAAUAAUUCUAAACUGCUUUAUGGUGACGGCUGUCAGCUUAAAAAAUUCAGAUUUUGACAGAAAUCUUGACUAACCCUCCACUCUGACCUGUCUGAGCUCCGGCCUCUUGGCUCUUCCUUUCCUCUGAGGUGUCGUGUCUUCAUGCUGAUUCGUUGGGUUUCUUUUUUUACCAUUUUUUAUGCAUAUAUACUGUAUGAUUUUGUGUGACUGUCCACGGCGGACGGUUUGUGGUUUAGUUGCGCAGCGCUUGAAUGAAGAGUGCGUUCAAAAACCGUCAACGGAGCGGACUCACUCUGAGGGAACAAGCAAUCUACACCGCAAACGCCACAAUGCCGCCAGGCGUCACACUCUACUUGUAACACGCACACAUGUAUCAUCACACCUUUUAUACUGUCUGCCAGAUAACUCAUGUAUUUUCUUUUUUUUUUUUUUUCUUGUUUUCAGUCUGUUAAACACUGUUCGUCCGAGUGACUCAAAGGAUGUUUCCAUGAAGAUGGCUGCAGACUGGACUUUGUUACUGAUCAAACUGGUUUUCACUGCCAGGCGCAAAAAGAAUUCACUUCUUAUCCAUUGUGAACCUGUUGAUCUGUCAGAAUGGUUGUAGUUUGGAGGGUUUUUUUUUUCUUUUCAUUUAUCCUCCCCCUUUGGCCCUGCUGUCUGUCUGCAAGCACCAGCUUCAGAUCUCUAAUUCCUGCUGACACAUGUAGGUCAGAGAAAUUCCAGGUAUGCUCAACAGUUUCCUACUGUAAGCAUGACAUGAUUGUAACCCUGGUCUGUUGUUUGUCAUGCAUUCUUCUACCUGUAAGCAAACAGGAGAAUCAAGUUAGUUAAAACCUUUAAAAAGUGUUUGUAAAACUUGUUAAAAUGAACCAGAAUAACUUGUUGGGAAAACUUUUUACUUGCUUUGUGCUCAGCAGAUAUAACUAGAAGUCAUGUUUGUUAGUGAUCUGAGCUAAGCCAACGUCUGAAUGUGAUUCAUCUCAUAUAUAUAGUACGAAGGGAUGAAACAAUAUACCUCACAAUACAAUUACAAAGAGAUAAAAUAUUGAUGGUGUAAAUCUAAUUGGCAAAAAUAUAUAUUGCAAUACCGUAUUACAGAUAAUUUGCACUGUUAUUGUUCUAGAAAGGUAAAAUAAAUAGUCCUAUUUACUCAAAAUCAUUUAAAUCUCAUGUCUUUGUAUAAAAAGUGUACAAAAAUAUUGUGAGAGGGGCAUAUUGUUACAUCCCAACUGUACCAAUACAUGUGAAUGGUGCAUAGAAUAUGCACUCUCUGACCACUUCAUUAGGUACAUCUGUGUACACCAGUUAACAGAAACGUAUAAUCAGCCAAUCACAUGGCAGCAAUCAGUACAUUUGCAGACAUGGUCAGAACGAUGUGCUGAAGUUCAAACUGAGCAUCAGAAUGAGGAAGAUGCUGAACGUGUUUUGGUUGGGGUUUAGGCAGGCUUUCAUAUUAUUUACUGCAAAUUCGGACCCAACCAUUUGAGUGCCAUAGCAAAACUUGAGCAUUACCAGACCUGACAAUGUUUUUCUUAUCCUCUGUUGUCUAAUUUUGGUGAUCUGUGUUUGAACUAUGGGCUGCAUGGCAACACAGGGGUUAGAGCUGUUGCCUUGCAGUAAGGUUCCUGUUUCGCUUCCUACGUACCCAGGGCUUUCUUCUCCCCAUGCACACAUGGGUUCUGUCCAGGUUUUAUGGCUUCUUCCAAGCACCAAAGACAUGCUCCUUAGGUUAGUUAGUGACUCUAAAUUGGCUGUAUGUGUGAGGUGUUCACUGGUGAUCAGUCCAGGAUGUACCCCCCUCUUGCCCAAUGACAGCUGGGAUAGGCUCCAGCUCAAAUGGGAUAAGUGGUGUAGAAAAUGGAUGGAUGUAUGAACUGUCACCUCAGUGGCAUCCACUGUGGUCUUCUGCAGCUGUAGCUCAUCUGCUUCAAUGCCCGAUGUGUUGUAAUGAGUAGUUUUGAAGUUAAUGUUGCACAAACCAGUCCAGCUAUUCUCCUCUGACCUCGGCCAUCAAGAUGGCAUUUUACCCAGGGAACUGCAGCUUACUGUUUCCUCUUCUCAGACCACUCUCUGCAAACCUUAGAGAUGAAAAUCCCAGCAGACCAGUCUGUCCGGCACCAACAACUAUGGUCCUUUGACUUACCUUUCUUGGCCAUUCUGAUGCUCAGUUUGAACUUCAGCACAUCGUCUUGACCAUGCCUUUAUGCCUAAGUAGAUUGCUUGCUACCAUGUGAUUGGCUGAUUAGAUAUUUGCGUCACUGAGCGGUUGAACAUAUAUCUAAUGAACUGGUUGGUGAGUGCAUAAGAUACACUGGGAAUGAAAAAUCUGAAAUUCUUAGACCUCUAGGGAUCAUCUUUCCCUUAAGUCAGGAUGUUUUGUACAUAAAAUGAUUCAAUGAGCACUGAUGGAUUAGACCACAGCUUCCUGUAGCUUCAUUAUCACCAUGUACGAUCCAAAUCUACUGCCAUUGUACCCCAUAAAGAAGCUCCAUUUGGCUUGCAGCACAUCUGCUGUUGGAUAAAGCUUGUCUGCAGUCAUAAGCACAUUGUGAAUUAUGAAAUGUUUGUAAUGAAGGCCCACAUCUGUGACUGUGGAGACUUUAGAUUGUAGAGAUGUGAGAACAACUGUGACUGAGAUUUAAACGUUUUGCCGAGGAGUAUGUGCGCUGUCUGUGCAUGUGCAGAUCUGUGUGUACAAGUCUGUUAAUGUAUGUGUGUAUUCUCUGUGUGCAUAUCUGUGUAAAUACAUGUAUUAUUUCUGACAUUUAUAUUUUCUUUUUUUUUUUUUUUUAAUUACAAAUGGAAUUGUUUUCUGUUAUUUUAGACUUUAUUAUUUUACUUUAUAUCGGACAGGAAAUUUUUAAUACCAGGAUCAGCAGUUCUCUUAUCUUCAGCUAGAGAGCUUUCCAGAUUACCGGUCCUGAUCUGAAGCAAACUUUGUUUAAAGCUGUUUCCAUCCCUGCAGUUUUGACUGAUUAGACUCUAGUCUUUUUUUGUGGAAAGUUUUGAAAGUGGACGGGCUCUGGGUGGAAAAACCCUCCAGCACAGGAAGUAAACACUUCGAACAAUGCUAAUGCAACAAAGGAUCUCAUUUCAUAUAAACUGAGUAGAAAAUUUAAUCUCAGUGAAAAAACAGAAAUUCUGUAUUCAGCUAAAUGCUUUUCCAGCUGGCAUUCUUAAGUUUAUUUAGGAAGUUUCCGUUUCUGAGCUGAUUUUUCUGGGCAUUUUUUGUAGUGUGCUCCUCAGCCUCACAACUUUCUAAGAAAUGGUCUUAAUCUGCCUGGAUCAAUGAACUUAACUGUUCAGUUUGUGAUGAAGUCCUUGUUUAAGCCGCCCUGGUAGACAAACGAGGGCUGCAGUGUGGCUACAUGUGAUGUUGUAUUUAACCAGUGAAGGAAAAGACUGUCCAGAAACAAAUAAAAACAAAUUUUCUUUAACCAUU
This is a messenger RNA of Cheilinus undulatus (humphead wrasse), 5403 nucleotides long. RefSeq names its product selenoprotein I (gene selenoi). The record is from RefSeq and is a predicted model, not a curated record. Gene Ontology annotation, biological process: phosphatidylethanolamine biosynthetic process. The transcript is spliced from 10 exons. Gene Ontology annotation, molecular function: ethanolaminephosphotransferase activity. Gene Ontology annotation, cellular component: endoplasmic reticulum membrane; Golgi apparatus. NCBI's taxonomy places the organism in Eukaryota, Metazoa, Chordata, Actinopteri, Labriformes, Labridae.